Messenger RNA from Nicotiana tabacum (common tobacco), 366 nucleotides. Lineage: Eukaryota; Viridiplantae; Streptophyta; Magnoliopsida; Solanales; Solanaceae. The record is from RefSeq and is a predicted model, not a curated record.
AUGGUAUUCUGGGAGGGCGAGGGGCAGGAACUGGUCUUGGACGAGGAAUUCAAAAGGCGUUUAUGGGAGGAUUUGGAUGAGAUAGUGUGUGGUAUCCCGCAUACUGAGAAUCUUUUCAUAAGAGGAGAUUUCAACGGCCAUAUUGGAGCGACGUCUUGGGGGUAUGAUGAUGUGCAUGGUGGUUUCGGUUUUGGAGAUAGGAACGGAGGAGGAACUUCUCUGUUAGACUUUGCUAAAGCGUUUGAUUUGGUGAUAGCAAACUCGAGUUUCCCGAAGAAGGUGGAAUACUUGGUAACCUUCCGGAGCUCGGUGGCCAUGACUCAAAUUUAUUAUCGUCUUUGCAAGAAGUCCGAUAGAGGUCUUUGA